GGAUCAGAACCGAAGCGGGCAGGAGUGGACUGAAGGCGGCCGCCGUCGUGUCUGUGCUGUCAACUGUUGAUUCCUGCCUCCGUCAAUGACUCUUGGAAGGUUCAUGAACAACCGAGUUCCUUCUAACAAGAGAUACCAGCCCACGGACUAUGAGCAUGCAGCCAACUGCGCCACGCAUGCGUUGUGGAUAAUUCCCAGCCUGCUGGGCAGCUCCCUGCUGCACUUCCGGUCCGAGGACCAAUGGGAGCGCGUGUCUGCCUGGGUGUAUGGGGCGGGCCUCAGCUCGCUCUUCACCAUCUCCACCCUCUUUCACACCGUGGCCUGGAAGAAGAGCCACUUACGCGGUGUGGAGCAUUGUUUCCACAUGUGCGACAGGAUGGUGAUCUACUUCUUCAUCGCCGCCUCCUACGCUCCUUGGCUCAACCUCCGAGAACUGGGCCCCUGGGCGAGUCACAUGCGCUGGCUGGUGUGGGUCAUGGCGCUGUCCGGGACCGCCUACGUCUUCUUCUUCCACGAGAGGUACAAACUCAUGGAGCUCAUCUGCUACACGGUGAUGGGCGUCUUUCCCGCCUUGGUCAUCCUCUCCAUGCCGGAGCAGGCGGGCUUGUGCGAGCUGCUGGUGGGCGGGGCCUUCUACUGCCUGGGCAUGGUCUUCUUUAAGAGCGACGGCAUCGUGCCCUUCGCCCACGCCAUUUGGCACCUCUUCGUGGCCACGGGGGCGGCCGUGCACUACUACGCCAUCUGGAAGUACCUCUACGCCCAGCCCGUCAGCCCGGUCCGGACCUCCAGAUGACAGCGCCGCUGACCCCCCAGUGAGCGGUCAGCCCCGCCCCCUCUAACCCCUCCCCCCCUACUACAGGCCGCCACAGAACACACAGUUGCAUUUCAACUGGCUGUAGUUUGCUUCCAGGGGAGGGCACGUCAUUCAGUGUCUUUGUGUCAAGUGUUUACACUCGCUAUGGUGACUUCACCGUGCUCACCUUCAUUUCAGAGCGCUUGAUGGUGUUUUUUACUGCUAACAACUUUCUUUGACGCUCAUUUGCACAUCAAGCAUGACUGUUUAAAGCGGGGGUGUCCAAAGUAAGUCCUAUAUAUUUUUUUUUUUAUUUACUUUUGUCGCAGACAACACAAAACUACCAUCAUUCAGGUUGUUUUUGCCUCAUUUCAGUGGGAACCCUGCAUGUGACUGAAGCAUUAAGGAGUGGGACUAUCCAGAACUAGCUGCAGGGUGCUGGAACAACCACCAGGUAGUGGGGGUGUGAAUCUUUGGGCACCUAACGAUUUGAUCCGAUUCCUGGGGUGACUAUUCGAUUCAGAAUCGAUUCUCGAGUCAACUCUAUUCUCGAUACAAAACCGAUCUUGCAGUGUUUCCUUUUUGUAUAAUAAUUGAAACUUUAAUGAAACAGAUUGCAGGUUAGAAUAAGCUUCCUCUGGUUGCAUGAAGAUGGCUGAAAAACGUCUUUAAAAAAUACAUUCUUUCUAAUAUAUAUCUCUCACACACACUAAUACAUAUA
Molecule: messenger RNA, 1514 nt
Organism: Nerophis ophidion (straightnose pipefish)
Lineage: Eukaryota; Metazoa; Chordata; Actinopteri; Syngnathiformes; Syngnathidae
Product: monocyte to macrophage differentiation factor 2-like
Exons: 7
Coding region: 86-793 (235 amino acids)
Cellular component (GO): membrane
Molecular function (GO): pore-forming activity
Source: RefSeq, a predicted model, not a curated record